This is a messenger RNA of Arachis stenosperma, 1317 nucleotides long. RefSeq lists its product as uncharacterized. The record is from RefSeq and is a predicted model, not a curated record. Gene Ontology annotation, molecular function: zinc ion binding. Lineage: Eukaryota; Viridiplantae; Streptophyta; Magnoliopsida; Fabales; Fabaceae. The coding region runs from base 1 to 1317 and encodes 438 amino acids. The transcript has a single exon.
AUGGUUCAGAAGAUGCCUGGGUCAGUUGUCCAAAUAGAAACACGACCGCUGUUCAACGGGAAUGAGGAGGCGCAAGGGGUAAAAAUACUUCAUCGCGUAUUCUGGAGUUUCAAUCCAUGUAUUCGGGCAUUUAGGCAUUGUAAGCCCCUAGUUCAGGUUGAUGGCACACACCUAUAUGGCAAGUACAAAGGUACACUUCUGGUCGCUGUUGCACAAGACGGGAACCAGAACAUUGUGCCUAUCGCUUUUGCCUUGGUGGAAGGGGAGACAGCCGAUGCGUGGCACUUAUUUCUUAGGAAUCUGCGAAUGCAUGUUGUAAGAAAAGAUGGUGUGGGAAUGAUCUCAGACCGGCAUGAGUCAAUUCGGGCAGCAGUGAAUCGUCCCGGAGGUGACUGGCAACCUCCAAGAGCAUGGUGGAUGUUUUGUAUAAGGCACAUCGGCAGCAACUUCCUACGAGCAUUCAAAGUCCCUCACUUGCAAAAGCUUGUGGUCAACAUCAGGUAUUCAAGAACGGUGGAGGAGUAUAACAUCAACUAUAAAAGGUUGGAAGAGCGAGGCGAGGCAUAUGCCAGGUGGUGCGACGACAUCGGACUUAGACAUUGGGUAUUGGCGUUCGACGAGGGACAUCGAUGGGGCCAUAUGACGACGAACCUUGUCGAGUGCAUUAACUCAGUGUUAAAGGGUGCCCGUAAUCUACCUGUGUUGGCACUAGUCCGAGCAACAUAUUAUCGGCUAAAUGAACUUUUUACGCGGAAGACUGCCGAGAGUCACGAACGCAAGCGUGCUGGAUUUACCUAUUCCGCAUUUGCACAACAGCGGAUUGAGGCAAAUAUGCAUCAGGCUGGGAAUAUAGUUGUGCACCGUUUUGACAGACGGAAUGAGGUAUUUGAGGUGCGCGAAAUGACUAGCGGAAAGGUGUUAGUCGUUGAUCUUGCGCGACGGAGGUGUGACUGUGGGCACUUUCAGGUGGAAAGAAUACCAUGUCGCCAUGUUAUUGCUUGCUGUGCUAACCAGCGUCUCGAUUGGCAGCUGUAUGUGCAUGAUGUGUACAAGAUGACAGAGAUCCGUAAGGUAUAUAGAUUCGAGUUCACACCGUUAGGUGAUUCCGAGACAUGGCCUGAUUAUGAGGGACCCACAUUGGUCGCUAAUCCUGCCCUGAGGCGAACGUCGAAGGGUCGCCCGAAAUUGACCAGAUACUUGAACGAAAUGGACUCACGCGACAUGCGUGGUCCUCGGAUAUGUCGUCUCUGUGGUGCUCAGGGUCAUAGUCGGAGUCGAUGCCCUCAGCGUGCUGGACCGAGUGGUGCAGGAGUUUAG